AUGUUUGGUCAGUCUGCACUCUGCCUGGCGAAGCGUUUUCGCUACAACACAAAGUACCCUUCUUUGGUCUCGUACAACAAACUACCGUGGGAAAUACUCAACCAUGAAACCCCGGAGUUUCACAUGCAUGUUGCACCACACUAUGAGCAGAUUAUGACGCUUGCUGCCUCCACACACGUGCCACACAUUGUUGGUAAGAAACACUUGGAGAUGCCACCGGAGCAUCAGCUACGGCUGCUUCCUGGGAUGUUUUACAUGUUGGAUGGCGAUUCGAUUCCAGAGGGGUUUACCGCCAAUCGCGUUUUAGACCCAACGGCACUGCAGUACUACGGCCGCUUGGAAAGUUUAGUUGCCCCUGUGCAGGCGGUGCGGAUGUUGAUAUCGGAUGAUCUUCGAAUUAUAUGCAACAGCGUCACACUUCAAGGACCUCUGCGAUUGCCUGUUGCGUCAUAUGCGUCAUUGGCGUCAUUGGAUGCCGUUACAAAUAAGGCGAGUGCGUCCUUUACAUUAUUUCACUUUGUAAGACCCAACCGGCCACCGAGUGAGUUACACCUGGAGAAAUAUUACAUCCACGCUCCACGUGCCAUGGCGUUAGCGGAGUUUAAUUCCAAAAGCAACACAAGUUGGGAACCAAAAUUGCAGGCACCGAAGCGCAGCAAGCGGGUGACGCCACUCCCCGCGUACAGGCCGCCUCAAAGUUAUUUGAUGGGUCUGGCGGAGCGUCUUGCGGUGGUGCCUGGUAGUUCUUUUGGUCGCCGCUCGCUGAUGUGGGGUCACUGGUUUUAG
This is a messenger RNA of Trypanosoma cruzi, 786 nucleotides long. RefSeq lists its product as uncharacterized. Bases 1 to 786 code for a protein of 261 amino acids. NCBI's taxonomy places the organism in Eukaryota, Euglenozoa, Kinetoplastea, Trypanosomatida, Trypanosomatidae. The record is from RefSeq and is a predicted model, not a curated record. The transcript has a single exon.